CCGCGUUCAGGCUUGUAUAAUCAUUCAUGAUAUGAUACAACCACUCGCCCACUGCUUGCCUCGUGUUCAAACCCUUGUCAACCUGCAAUGUCCUUCAAAAGCUUCAAGUAUGGAACGAAUCGUUCCAGUAUUCGUGGUUUCCUUGCAGCCGUGUUCCGUCCUUUCAUGAGUUCUCCUUCUGAUGCCCCCCCCGUGUUCACGUCGGGCGAUAGUAAGAAUGACGUAGAACAAUGGCACAUGCUCAUCCUCGGCAACGAGCUUUCUUCACAAUGCCAGCUUGAACGCGUUGUUUACUGCAAAUGCACCGACGGCAAAGAACACGAAUUUUUGCUCCUUCAUUUUCGCCAUCCCACACAACAGCACGCCGUCGCGAUAUUGGUUCUAGACCGAACCCCAUGCACAGAUUCUACAGAGAACAACAAUGGCUCGUCAAGACGCAUGCAAUCGUCAUACAUAGUCUCUCCGUCAGUUUCCCCGACCCCUGCUCGUGAUUCCAUCUUCACUACCCCAAACAACGGUUCUGCUAUCGAAUCCUAUCUAUCCAGAACGUAUGACCAGUUCAAGGAGCUUUGUUAUCUCGACUUCCCCGCCUCCUCCGCUCGCCCUUCGGCAAUUCAAGUAUCCGUGCUCUUGUCCGCUCUCAGUAAGCAUUCUCCGUCAUACCACCUGUACCAGUACCAAUGUUACUGGUAUGCCCAUACCGCCUGGGAGGCCCUCAAAAGGCUCUUCCCAGAUUGCCACGAGAUAACGAAGAGCGGGGGGCGCUCUUGUUAUCUUGGGGUCAAGAUAGAGAAGGCAGAUAGCGUGGAGGCGGUGUGUGAGCAGUAUCACGCCCAGUGGGCGCGCAUUCAGAAUGCGGCGGAAGAGAGGAGGAGAGCAAAGGAAGAUGAAGUACGGCAGUUGCGGAUGGAAGAACGGGCUCAAUGUCAAGCGGAGAUUGACCAAGCGACGAGGAACGCAAAAGAAGCGACGAGGAACGCAAACGAAGCGACGGAGCAAAAGGAGGAAGCGGUAAAGAAAGCAAACGAGGAGAUGAGGCAAAAGGAGGAAGCGGUAAAGAAAGCAACCGAGGAGAUGAGGCAAAAGGAGGAAGCAGUAAGGAGAGCGGAGGUAGCGGAGAGGAUGAUAGAAGAAGCGAAGAGGAAAGCAGAGGAGGCAGAACGGAAAGCAGAGGAGGCGGAACGGAAAGCAGAGGAGGUUAGGGCUGAGUGGCAAGCGGAAAUGGACCGAAUGCGAGCCCAACUCAAGCGCCAGGCAGUGUGAUACCGGUGUGACUAUUACUCUCAUUUCUCCAUCUCCAACAUCCUCAUCAUGAUCAGACGCAGUUGCAAUAUACAUUAGAGCAUAUCAGAAUUGACCUUCCUGUCUCAGACUCUGCGAUCUACAGGGCUAGUUCUCAUCGACGUUACCGGUAACACGAAAAACCCCUCCGCUUUCAAGGUCACUAAGGACGCAUUGCAGUUGCAACGUAUAUAGUCAUGAACGAACUGUAAUCAGUGUGAAGCACACGGCUAGUUUGAGUCACAGAAGAGCAAUCGGUACCGAUGUUGCUCGUGUCCUAUUGUUCGAGUACGAGGCCCGUCAAUC
Molecule: messenger RNA, 1587 nt
Organism: Suillus fuscotomentosus
Lineage: Eukaryota; Fungi; Basidiomycota; Agaricomycetes; Boletales; Suillaceae
Exons: 3
Coding region: 88-1263 (391 amino acids)
Source: RefSeq, a predicted model, not a curated record